This is a messenger RNA of Aspergillus saccharolyticus JOP 1030-1, 605 nucleotides long. RefSeq lists its product as uncharacterized. NCBI's taxonomy places the organism in Eukaryota, Fungi, Ascomycota, Eurotiomycetes, Eurotiales, Aspergillaceae. The record is from RefSeq and is a predicted model, not a curated record. The coding region runs from base 289 to 450 and encodes 53 amino acids. The transcript has 2 exons.
UCUAAGAACUAUUGAUGCAGACAAUGUAGUGGUCCGACGCAAGAACAGCGCCAACAGCAACUCAUCCCCUCAAGCAAAAAGCCAAAUCAAUCCUGCGCGCUUAAUCAGCUCAGCAUGCAGCUGCCAGAGCCAUGAGAUCACUACUAAGUCAGUUAUUGCCGUGACAUUGUGGCGGUGUUCGUGCCAGCAGAGCUUCCUGUUUUCCGACAGACCUCGGGGCGAGCAGCAAGAGACGGAGAGCCUCCAUCUGGCUAUGACGGGCAAGAUUAACCCCGGCUGUUGCAUGGAAUGAUUUUGGGGCAGUUGCCCUUGCUUUUUCUUCUUUCAUUCUCUUCUUUCUUUCUCUUCUUUGCAUUCCUCUUUACUGCUACCUUCAUUUCAUCUCCCUUCAUUACAUUACCUUUCCCCCUUGCAACCUUUUUGUCUCUACACCAUAUUACCCUCACUUGACUUCCUUCACGCGACCGCAUCAUGAUCUGGGGAAAACAAGAAGACAAAGCGCCCGAGGUGGUACAACAGCCCAUUCCGCGCGAGAAGCUGCCGGAUCAGCUUCAGAAGCUCGUGGAUCACGAUGAUGGCUUUUACGACGACAUUUAUUCCUCCUA